AUGGAAGAUAGUAGUUUCAUUUCAGUACCACCACUACGUGCACCUUCCAUUGAGAUUCAUCCGAAUGCAACAUGGUCAAAGAAUGGUGUCACUGUCGCUGGAGGAAAUGGACAAGGCAGUGGACUCAAUCAACUGGAUCGCCCACUCGGCCUAUAUGUCGAUUAUGAUCAAACGAUUUAUGUCGCUGAUCAAAACAAUCAUCGUAUUAUGACAUGGAAAUCUGGUGCAACGAGUGGACAAGUCAUUGCCGGUGGAAAUGGACAGGGACAGGGUGCCCAUCAACUAAAUCGCCCAUUUGAUGUGAUUCUUGACAAAAAGAGCAAUAGCCUCAUUAUUUCCGAGCAUGGGAAUAGUAAACUAGUUCGAUGGCCUCAUCAAAAUGGUACUAAGACAGAAGUAAUGAAUUGGAACAUCGAAUGCAUCGGUUUGACAAUGGACGAUAACGGAUUUCUCUAUGUCGUUGAACAUGGGAAACAUGAAGUGAUACGAUAUGGAAUUGGUGAUACUAAAGGAACAGUAGUUGCAGGUGGUCAUGGACGAGGAAAUGGUCUCAAUCAACUCUCUUUCCCUUGGUUCGUAUUUGUCGAUCGAGAUCAUUCGGUGUACGUGUCUGACUCGGGAAAUCAUCGUGUGAUGAAAUGGGAAGAAGGUGCAAAACAAGGCAUUGUUGUAGCUGGUGGUCAAGGAGAAGGAAAUCAUCUUACACAACUAGCAAAUCCUUAUGGAGUCGUCGUUGACCAAAUGGGCACUGUCUAUGUGGCUGAUAAAAAUAAUGAUCGAAUUAUGCGUUGGACAAAGGGAGCCACACAAGGAAGUGUCAUUGUUGGUGGAAACAGUAAAGGAGUACACUCGAAUCAAUUAAAUGGUGCCGCUGGUUUAUCAUUCGAUCCACAAGGCAAUCUUUAUGUCGUCGAACAUGGGAAUCAUCGUCUUCAACGAUUUUCGCUCGAAUGGCCUCGAAAGUGA
Molecule: messenger RNA, 966 nt
Organism: Rotaria sp. Silwood1
Lineage: Eukaryota; Metazoa; Rotifera; Eurotatoria; Philodinida; Philodinidae
Source: the annotation of a GenBank genome assembly